GACGUCCUGCGAUGACGUUAAUUUCAUCAUCAGCUCCAUUCCGCUGAUUUUAAAUGCCUACAAACUAAAGCCACCGCUCACCGCCUGCUUCCCUCUUCCUCUGUUUGUUUCCUGCCUACUUUAUUUUCCAGCUCCAUCACUCCAAGGAAGACCAUGGCGUGUGAUCAGGGGUCACCAUCACAUUAUCCGCACUGCCCAGCUGGAUCAGCAGUGGUUUGUACACUUAGCGUUGUUCCACAGGGUAGGAAAAACGUGGAGUUGAAAAGUGAGGAGUCCAGCAAUGAGAAGGUUGAACUGACGGUGGGUGUGAAAGGCUCCAAACCCCAAAUGUCCAUCAAGCUUUCCUCGUGUUUUUGUGAGGACAGUGAAGCCUGCGUGGCUCAUCACCACAGUGAUGAUUCUCUUUAUGCAAAAGUGGAGCCAUCACUGAUGGACAUAGAGAGUGGAAAGAACAAAGAGACCGCUGCAGCACAAAUACAGACUCCGAGCACAAAGCCCAAGGCUAGGACGCUGGUAGCAUGCAGACAGCUGAUUGAUGCGAAGGAGGGGGCCUCUCUCAGGGACCAAUGUGAGAUCACUCACACACUGUUCACAGUCAUUCCCUCUCAAACGUUUGGGCUGGAAAUGUUUGAAUCAUACUCUCCUCUGCCGUUACUAACACUCGAAGGGGCUGUAAGAUUGACGAGCACUGACCCCAUAAGGACCUCUUCUGUUCAUGCAUCCAUUGCUGGAAAAGCUUCGCUAUGCGCUGCUCGACAGGGUGAAGCACCAGGGUUGAACAUGAAGCCGUCUAACAUCACCAGAGAGGGAAAAAAAAGCCAGUAUUACAAAGACCUUUGCCUGCAGAUAGAGGAGAGGAAGCGGCAGAUAGAAAAGGAGCGAAGUAGAAACACUGUUGACGAACGAAAGCACCAUGACACCAUGCAGCACUCCAUCUGGGGGAUGCCAGGAAGUGGUGCCCCAAACUACCACCUGGGCACAGCAAAAAGGACCAAUAGCCUUUACACCGCAGGGAUUUUACCCCAAGAGCAGCCCACAAUUGUGCCCUACGAGGAUUUUGAUGUCGUAGCAGACAUCAAGGCCAUUCGGAAAGCCUGCAAAGGCUUUGGAACUGAUGAACAGGCCAUCAUUGACAUCCUGGCAAACCGCAGCUCAUAUCAGCGUCAGGAAAUUAAACAGGCCUAUUUUGAUAAAUACGAUGAUGAGUUAGUGGAUGUGUUGAAGAGCGAGUUGUCGGGGAGCUUUGAGAAGGCUAUCCUCGCCAUGCUGGACCCGCCCGUCAUCUACGCUGUGAAGGAGCUGAGGAAGGCCAUGAAGGGAGCGGGCACAGAUGAAGACGUCCUGGUGGAGAUCCUCUGCACCGCCACCAACGCCGACAUCGCCUUGUUCAAGGAAUGCUACUUUCAAGGUAAGCCAAUAUGCAAAUGAAGCCUUUAACUUUUC
Micropterus dolomieu (smallmouth bass) is the source of this 1443-nucleotide messenger RNA. RefSeq lists its product as uncharacterized. Gene Ontology annotation, molecular function: calcium-dependent phospholipid binding; calcium ion binding. Bases 154 to 1428 code for a protein of 424 amino acids. The record is from RefSeq and is a predicted model, not a curated record. Gene Ontology annotation, cellular component: cytoplasm. The transcript is spliced from 14 exons. NCBI's taxonomy places the organism in Eukaryota, Metazoa, Chordata, Actinopteri, Centrarchiformes, Centrarchidae.